AUGGACCUCAGCAGCUGGGCCUUUGUGCCUGAGCCCCUGGUGUCCUGUGAUCCACAGAAGCCCCUGACCCCUGCUGCCUGCCCCAGCCUGACAGGCAGCUGCCAACACCCAGAGACCAGGCUGCCCGCCUCCCCGAAGCAGCUUAUCACCAAAGCCGUCCAUCAGUGGAGCCACAGUGAAGAGCUGGCCGGGGGAAGCCAUGCCUCUAUCACCUUUCUGCAGAUAGAGCAUAUUUCUGGUGACAAUUGGGUAAUCACAGUGAGUGAGACGCCACGAGACCUGAGGCCAGCCGCCGCCAGCCACCUCCAGCCCACCUCAGCCAUCUGUCCAGACAAGGGGACGGCCAUGCCCUCCAUGGAGCCAUCACUACCACCACCACAACCACCACCAUCGCCACCACCACCAUCACUACCACCACCAUCACCACCACCAUCACUACCACCACCACCACCACCACCAUCACCACCACCAUCACUACCACCACCACCACCACUACAACCACCACCACCACCAUCACAACCACCACCACCACCAUCACCACCAUCACUACCACCACCACCACUACAACCACCACCACCAUCACAACCACCACCACCACCAUCACCACUACCACCACCACCAUCACUACCACCACCACCACCAUCACCACCACCAUCACUACCACCACCACCACCAUCACAACCACCACCACCACCAUCACCACCAUCACUACCACCACCACCACCAUCACCACCACCAUCACUACCACCACCACCACCAUCACCACCAUCACUACCACCACCACCACCACUACAACCACCACCACCACCAUCACAACCACCACUACCACCACCACCACCAUCACUACCACCACCACCACCAUCACCACUACCACCACCACCACCAUCACUACCACCACCACCAUCACUACCACCACCACCACCACUACCACCACCACCACCAUCACCACCACCAUCACUACCACCACCACCACCAUCACAACCACCACCACCACCAUCACCACCACCACCACCACCAUCACCACCACCAUCACUACCACCACCACCACCAUCACCACCAUCACUACCACCACCACCACCACUACAACCACCACCACCACCAUCACAACCACCACUACCACCACCACCACCAUCACUACCACCACCACCACCAUCACCACUACCACCACCACCAUCACUACCACCACCACCACCACUACCACCACCACCACCAUCACAACCACCACAACCACCACCACUACCACCACCAGCACCACCACUACCACCACCACCACCAUCACUACCACCACUACCAUCACUACCACCACCACCACUACCACCAUCGCCACCACCAUCACCACCUUCACCACCACCACCACCAUCACUACCACCACCACCACCACCAUCACCACCAUCACUACCACCGCCACCACUACCACCAUCACCACCACCACCAUCACCAUCACUACCACCACCACCACCAUUACCACCAUAACCACCAGCACCAUCACCACCACCAUCACUACCACCACCACCACUACCACCAUCACCACCAUCACUACCACCACCACCACUACAACCACCAACACCAUCACUACCACCACUACAACCACUAUCACCACCACCAUCACCACCACCACCACCACCACCAUCAUUACCACCACCACUACCACCUCACCCACCACCACCACUACCACCAUCACCACUACCACCACCACCACUACAACCACCAUCACCACCACCACUACUACCACCACCAUCACCACUACCACCACCACCACCACCAUCACUGCCACCACCACUACCACCACCACCACCACCACUACCACCAUCACCACCAUCACCACUACCACCACCACUACAACCACCAUCACCA
Nycticebus coucang (slow loris) is the source of this 1854-nucleotide messenger RNA. Its product is annotated as basic proline-rich protein-like. The record is from RefSeq and is a predicted model, not a curated record. NCBI's taxonomy places the organism in Eukaryota, Metazoa, Chordata, Mammalia, Primates, Lorisidae.